This is a messenger RNA of Fulmarus glacialis (Northern fulmar), 1226 nucleotides long. RefSeq names its product transcription initiation factor TFIID subunit 4-like. The record is from RefSeq and is a predicted model, not a curated record. The transcript is spliced from 2 exons. Lineage: Eukaryota; Metazoa; Chordata; Aves; Procellariiformes; Procellariidae. The annotation marks the transcript as partial.
UGUGAGCAGCAGCAGUAGCAGCAGCAGCCCUAGCCCUAGCCCUGGAGGAGUAGUAGUAGGAGGCAAUGCUAAUGCCCAAACAGAGAGCAGCAGCAGCAGCAAGAUGGGACUGAGUGCCCCAGAGAUCACAAAAGCAGGAGCAGGAGGAGUGCAAGGGGGCGUUAUUAAUCAUAACACCAGGUCCCAGACUUCAGCUCUGGAUGGAGCCACCACAACGAGCACCAGCACCACCACUGCAGCAGCAGGAGGAUCUGAAGUCACUGCUGCUCCAGGGACCCUCAGUCAGGGCAAAUCGGUGGUUAUCAGCACCAUGGCAACUGCCUUGUCCACCAGGAAUGGCAAGAUUGGGACCACAACAGUGCAAACUCUGAAUGGGAGUAACGUGGUGAUGAACUCUCACCACACAGGAAGUGCUGCUUUCUCUGGGACUCCUGUGACUGCUAACCCCGCUUCUGCACCUGCUGUUGCCCCUCUCGUUAACAAUGGACCUGGAUCUGUGGGGAAAGGAAAUACUGUUAAUGCUGUUUUGCCAUCAGCUUCCAACACUGUCAUCCAGACUUCUUUCCUUAAUACUGCUGUGUCCUCUGCAUCUUCCUCCUCGCCCACAGUUAUCUCCUCGCAGCCACCACCAAGCAUUGGAACUGGGGCGCCUACGGUAACGCUCGUGAGGCCACCGAUUCACACAGCAGGACCCACAGUAGCUGCAGCUGGUGCAGCCACUCAAAAUGGGAGCAAUACUGUGAUCAAUUCAACCAUCAGUGUGGGGAGUUUUCCUGCUGUUGCUACAGCCACUGUGGGAUCUGGAGUUUCCCUCCAGACAUCGCUUGUGAACAGCCAGUCUGGUUCCACUGUGUCAGCAGCUCCCGCCACACAGGUCAUCAAAUCUGAGUCUCCUAAAACUAUAGUCCAGGCAGUAUCCCAACAGCAGACACUGGCUACUGGUGGCCAGCCCAGUACUACAGGGGGUAACAUGAUUAUUGGGCAAACUAUGCAAGCUGGGCUCUCCAAUGUUGCUCCCAAUCCUGGUGGGAUACCUCCUGCAGCUCCUGGCACCCCCACAGGAAUGGCUAAAGGCACUGCCAAUACAGUGGCACAAAGUCUGCCAAGGACUCCAACAGCAACUACGAGUGGAAUCAGAGCAACUUUGACUCCUACAGUUUUAGCACCUCGUUUGCCUCAGCCACCUCAGAAUCCAACUAACAUUCAGAAUUUUCAAUUACCACCAG